AUGAAUAGCUUUAGAGUCCUGCUUGGAAGCAACCAGUUCACCCUGCUGCUCUUCUUCCUUUUGCAGUUUCAGAGUCUGGGGCUGGACGUUGACAGCCGACCUGCUGCAGAAGUCUGUGCCACACACACAAUUUCACCAGGACCUAAAGGGGCUGAUGGUGAAAAAGGAGACACAGGAGAAGGAGGCAAGGAUGGCAAGGUGGGACGCAGGGGACCAAAAGGAGUAAAAGGAGAGCUGGGUGAUAUGGGAGCCCAGGGCAAUAUUGGCAAGUCUGGCCCCAUUGGCAAGAAGGGUGACAAGGGGGAAAAGGGUCUGCUAGGGAUUCCAGGAGAAAAAGGCAAAGCAGGUACCAUCUGCGACUGUGGGAGAUACCGGAAAGUGGUUGGACAACUGGAUAUUAGUGUUGCUCGUCUUAAGACAUCUAUGAAGUUCAUCAAGAAUGUCAUAGCAGGGAUCCGGGAAACGGAGGAGAAAUUCUAUUACAUCGUGCAGGAGGAGAAGAACUACAGGGAAUCCCUGACCCACUGCAGGAUCCGGGGAGGAAUGCUAGCCAUGCCUAAGGAUGAGGUCAUUAACACUCUUCUUGCUGACUACAUCGCCAAGAGUGGCUUCUUCCGAGUGUUCAUCGGGGUGAAUGACCUUGAGAGGGAAGGGCAUUAUGUGUUCACAGACAAUAGCCCAUUGCAGAACUACAGCAACUGGAAAGAGGGAGAGCCUAGUGACCCCUAUGGCCAUGAGGACUGUGUGGAGAUGCUGAGCUCCGGCAGGUGGAACGACACAGAGUGCCAUCUUACCAUGUAUUUCGUCUGUGAGUUUGUCAAAAAGAAGAGAUAA
Messenger RNA from Onychomys torridus (southern grasshopper mouse), 834 nucleotides. RefSeq names its product collectin subfamily member 10 (gene Colec10). The record is from RefSeq and is a predicted model, not a curated record. The transcript has 6 exons. Lineage: Eukaryota; Metazoa; Chordata; Mammalia; Rodentia; Cricetidae. The coding region runs from base 1 to 834 and encodes 277 amino acids.